Messenger RNA from Ascochyta rabiei, 1752 nucleotides. RefSeq lists its product as uncharacterized. Gene Ontology annotation, biological process: biosynthetic process. The record is from RefSeq and is a predicted model, not a curated record. Lineage: Eukaryota; Fungi; Ascomycota; Dothideomycetes; Pleosporales; Didymellaceae. Bases 1 to 1752 code for a protein of 583 amino acids. The transcript has 3 exons. Gene Ontology annotation, molecular function: transaminase activity; pyridoxal phosphate binding.
AUGGCGCACUACACGUCCGACCCCGAGAGCUUCCCCGAGCCGGUGGACCUCUCGCACCACCUGUCGCGCAGCACAAAGGCGCGCGAGGCGUCGAGUGUCAAGCGCUUCUACCAGUACUUUUCCAUCCCGGGCAUCGCCCAACUGGCUGGCGGCCUGCCCAACGACAAAUACUUCCCCUACGACACGCUCGAAGCAAAGGUCGCGCACCCAAGCCGAUGGGAGCCCACCCCCAACAAGCCCGUCGACCCGCCCGCCGACGACCCGCCCACCGCCCGCCUCGCGGAACGCAGCCUCGCGAGCGGCAGAGGCAAGGGCAAGCAUGACGAGCCGCCAGCCGCGCGCCUGCUCGUGCCGCACGACUCGCACACGCCAGACCCGCGGCACAAGAUCGACUUGAUGUCGGCGCUGCAGUACGGACAGGCCCAGGGCUACCCGCCGCUCUACUCCUUCAUCCGCCACUUCACCCGCGAGAACCUGCACCCGUUCAUCCCAUACAAGAACGGCCCUGAAGUCAUCCUGACCUGCGGCGCCACCGAUGGCCUCUCCAAGACGAUCCAGGCCCUCAGCAACGAGUGGUCCGCAGAGCACGACCCCGCCCGCGGCUUCAACAUUGCGCCCGUCAAGAUCGACGACGAGGGCAUGCUGGCCAAGGGGCCCGGGGGUCUCGCCGACGUCAUGGAGAACUGGGACCUGUCCAGAGGCCGACGCCCACACCUCCUGUACACGGUCACCAUUGGCCAGAACCCCACAUCCGGCACCCUCUCCGUCGCACGCCGCACCGACAUCUACGCCGUCUGCGUCAAGUACGACAUCGUCAUCAUCGAGGACGACCCAUACUGGUACCUGCAGUUCCCCUCGUCCUCGCCCGGCGUCGUCGCCGCCAAGCCAAACAAGUCUUCCGGCUUCGCCUUCCUCGACAGCCUGAUCCCCUCGUACCUCAGCGUCGACUACCAAGGCCGCGUCGUGCGUCUCGACACCUUCUCCAAGACGGUGGCCCCAGGCUGCCGUCUCGGCUGGAUCACCACGCAGCCUGCCCUCGCCGAGCGUCUUCUGCGCAUCACCGAAUCCUCCACCCAGCAGCCCUCGGGCUUCGUCCAGGCCAUGGUCGCAGAGCUCCUCAUCGGGCCCAACAACGCACACGACCCAGGCCGCGGCGGCGCUGCAGACGGCAGCGGCUGGAAGGUGGACGGCUGGGUGCGCUGGCUCGAGGGCCUGCGCGGCAACUACGAGCGGCGCAUGCAGACCAUGUGCGACGCGCUGGACGCGGGCAAGGAGAUUGUCAAAGCCGGGCGCCGCAAGUCGCUCACCUCCGUCGCCGACUCGGACGACGAGUGGGCCGUCGUCGAGAAGACGCAGAUCUACUCGUUCGUCCGCCCCCUUGGCGGCAUGUUCGUCUGGGUCCGCUUCGAUUUCACCACCCACCCGCUCGCCGACGACGUCGCCCACGCCCGCCUCUCGCAAGCCUUCUGGGUCUUCUUGACCCAGAAACCCUAUCUGUGUCUCGUCGCGCCGGGCAGCAUGUUUGCGCCCUCGCAGGAGAUUCGCGAAAAGGACGCGUACAACUGCAUGCGCCUGUGCUUUGCCGCGUGUCCCGCCGAAGACGUCAAGCCCAUCAGCAAGCGCUUUGCCGACGGCGCGCAGGCCUUCUGGCGCAUCAAGAAGAAGACCACCAUCGACAAGCUGCUCGAGGAGGACGAGGCUGCGGGCUUUGAUCACGUCGCGGGUAUGGCUGUGUUGACGGGCAUGUGCUAG